UUGCCGAUUUGUCUCCUUUGUUAAUUUUGCUAUGGCGUAUUGAGUAUAAAAACCCACACUACGGCAACUCUACGAGUAAAAGAUGACUUUAUCGAUUACCAAUGGAAAAUCGACAUUUUGCGCUACGUCAAUAAACAAAAGAGAAACCAGCAAAAACAACAUCCAAUUUGACAAAUCAACAGAAAACAAUUUGUAGUUUGUGUGUUUUGAUUGAAACAAACGUCGUUUCAGGGAAAGAGGCAGCAAUAAAACUAUAAAGAGAUUUAAAUUGAUAAUAAAAAACCAAAAAGAAAACACUUCAACAAAAUAUGAUAUUUGAAAGAUCUCAAACGCCAAAUCGAAAAUAGUGGAAUCAAGCUGUAAGGAAAGUGUAAAAAUAUAUUGGAAAAUUUGGCGCCACCUAAUAAGAGGACGAGAACAUGAAGAGUGUGGAAAAUUUCAUUGCACUCUUGGAGACUACAGCUGUUGUGACCACGGUUCUGCAGUAUUUGUCCGGAGCGGUCAUCUGCCGUAAAUAUAUUAGCAAGAAAAGUACUGGAGAUUCGUCAGGAUUUCCAUUUAUAUGCGGUUUUUUGUCAUGUAGCUAUUGGGUCCUCUAUGGCAUGCUAAGCAAUGAACACAGUGUGGUAUUGGUCAAUUGUAUUGGUGUGACACUGUUUUUGAUCUAUACCUUAAUCUAUUAUGUUUUCACUGUAAAUAAAAAUGCCUAUGUCAAAAUGUUCCUCUUUGUGCUGACCGCAUUGUGUGGCAUUGCCUUUUACAUAAAUACGAUACCAGAGACGGAGCAGGCUCAAAAUUUUAUGGGCAUUGUUUGUUGUAUUAUUACGGUAACCUUCUUUGCUGCCCCCUUAACAAAUCUGCUACAUGUGAUACGAGUUAAAAACUCGGAAAGUAUGCCUUUCCCCUUGAUAAUUAUGUCAUUUUUAGUAUCGGUGCAGUGGCUAAUCUAUGGUGUCAUCAUUUCCGAUACUUUUAUUCAGUUACCCAAUUUCUUGGGCUGCAUUCUGUCCCUAAUGCAAUUGGGCCUAUUUGUGUGUUAUCCUCCCAAAAGUUUUGCUGGACAAGGCUAUAAAUUGGUGGAUCAAUCUGUGGUAUUUUAAAGAAAACAACUAACUAAUGAAUUUUGGUCAGUAAUAGAGACUAGCUGAAGAAAAAAAAUCAACCAGAAAUUCAAGACUUAAUGCUUUAAUAUAUACAUAUGUAUUUAUAUAAAUAUUUAAAAAAAAAAUAUGCGAGUAAAAAACCGUUUUAAAUGUUAAUACUUGUGUAUGUUUGCUAAUUAAAAUCAUAACGCUAUUGUACAAUUGAAAAGAAAAAACAGGCCAAAUUAAACUAUUUUUAAAAAAACGCUGCCCCUGAAUGGACUUCUCUUUGUAUAAUAUAUUUAUUGCUGAAAAAAUCAAACAUAUUCAAUUCACUACUCACCUUAUCUUCAGCAGAAAUAACAGUCAUAUUAUGGUCACAAAACCAACGAGAUUAUCCACUUGAAACAAUUAGUAAUUUAUUUCGUUUUUUUUAAUAGAUAUAUGUUUUUUUCUUCCUUACUAUUUCUCCAUUAAGUAUAACAUACACUUGCUUUUCGUCCGCUACCAACAAACUGUUUAAGUAUACGAAUAAUAUUAUAUUGACUUCUUUGAGAAAUGAUUUAAUAAAAAAAAACCAACAAACUAAAAUCGAAAA
Messenger RNA from Musca domestica (house fly), 1680 nucleotides. It is a transcript of the gene slv, whose product is annotated as sugar transporter SWEET1. Gene Ontology annotation, molecular function: sugar transmembrane transporter activity. Bases 420 to 1100 code for a protein of 226 amino acids. The record is from RefSeq and is a predicted model, not a curated record. Lineage: Eukaryota; Metazoa; Arthropoda; Insecta; Diptera; Muscidae. The transcript is spliced from 6 exons. Gene Ontology annotation, biological process: carbohydrate transport. Gene Ontology annotation, cellular component: membrane.